This is a messenger RNA of Daldinia loculata, 994 nucleotides long. Its product is annotated as putative vivid protein. The record is from RefSeq and is a predicted model, not a curated record. Bases 1 to 585 code for a protein of 194 amino acids. NCBI's taxonomy places the organism in Eukaryota, Fungi, Ascomycota, Sordariomycetes, Xylariales, Hypoxylaceae. Gene Ontology annotation, cellular component: nucleus. The transcript has 3 exons.
AUGACCAUCAUGAACUCUUGGGAAGAGAGUGCGUUGCAAUACCGAUACCAGGACAAUGGAGCAUUUACAGGAGGAUCGGACAGCGUUGCAAUAGAUCCAAAAGAUACUGUACACGAUGGUAUAAUCUAUCCAGGACUCUAUGCCCCGAGUGGCUUUGAUAUUAUGAACAUACUCAUACAAGUCAUGACAAGACCAAACCCUGUCGUCGAACUCGGCCCCAUCGAUGCUUCCUGCGCCCUUAUCAUGUGCGAUCUCCAGCAACAAGACUACCCCAUAGUCUACGCCUCAGAUCCCUUCACCGAGCUAACCGGCUACUCGCAUUCCGAGGUGAUCGGGCUGAACUGUCGGUUCCUCCAAGCGCCAGGCGGGAGAGUCCGAAAACAAUCAACUCGGAAACAUGUGAACAAGGAGGUUCUCAAAACGAUGCGGCGAUCCGUUGAAGCGAACGAUGAACUGGCAGUCGAGGUUGUCAACUUCAAGAAGAACGGGGAUAGAUUCGUCAACGUGUUGACCAUGAUCCCGGUGCACUGGGAGAGUCAGACGCCGCGGUACUCGGUGGGCUUUUUGGCUGAAAAGACAUGGUGAAACUACCAGCCUGAUUUCAACGUAACAAAUACAAAGGGGAGGAGGGGGACAAGAAGGAAGAGGGCGUUAGGGAGCGAAUGUUUUCGAACUUGAAGUAUGAUACCCCGUCGUUAAACCACGCUACCAGGCACCAGCAUCGCGUUUUUUUUUUCCGUCGCCAGGCAUAUUUUCUGCUUCUAGGCAUCUAAUCUGCAUCUGAUACCCAUUUUUUCUAUAUCACGGGACUGGCAUGGGCAUGCUGUCGAUGGGAUUCAUGGAAUCGCGUUUGAAGAUUAUUUGAGAGGGGGGGGGGGGGUGAGGACUAUAUAUGAAGUUACGAAUGAAUGGUUUUUACUUUCGACGGAAUGAGGUUAUUCACAUAUUUGGACCUAGGUAGUUUACAUAUAUAUACAUAUAUACAUACAACAGC